This is a messenger RNA of Sardina pilchardus (European sardine), 2518 nucleotides long. It is a transcript of the gene tpx2, whose product is annotated as TPX2 microtubule nucleation factor. Gene Ontology annotation, cellular component: microtubule; spindle. The record is from RefSeq and is a predicted model, not a curated record. The transcript has 18 exons. Lineage: Eukaryota; Metazoa; Chordata; Actinopteri; Clupeiformes; Clupeidae. Bases 149 to 2314 code for a protein of 721 amino acids. Gene Ontology annotation, biological process: regulation of mitotic spindle organization; activation of protein kinase activity.
UUAAACGUCAAUGCAACGGCGCUGAAGUUUGGAUUUUGCAGUUCCUCGUCAACAACGUACCAGUCGUGUCUGUAAGAGGGAGGGCAUCUUGAGUUAAAUUAUCCGAAAUCGCCAUCUGGGAUAACGCUAGACUAUAUUGGGUUCCGAGAUGGACGUGCAGCCUGCUGGCUCUGCGGACCUUUAUGAAUUUGAUGCUCCUAGCCAUAUUUUGGAUUUCAAAACCCUUCAACCGGAUGAUCAGGCUGACCAGUGGUUUGAUUGCUCUAAGGACUUGACUGUCGAACAACAGGAAGAUGGAGACAUCAAACCAAACCUGACUACUCCUGCAGCCAAGGGAAGAGAAGGGAGCUCCGAUAAAGAGGAUUCGGUAGAAAACAUCGCACCCUCAAACAUUGUUCUUUCAUGGGGUAACAGCAAGCCAGCAGUGCCUGCUCCCACCCAAGCAAAGGCUCAACCACGCAGGGUGUCCAAGCGACCUGUAGCAGAAGUGAAGGUUGCAACUCCACCGGUUAAGAAACAGAGAAGAGUUGUACCAACACCUAAAAGAACGUUUCAUCACUUGAGGAGCUCGUCCCACACACAGAGACAGAGACGAGUUGUGAGGAGCAGUCGCAGACUUAGUCAAAAGUCUGCAGCUUCCACAGCUAAGGCCCAGGCUCCUGCUGCUCCUGCUUCUUCUACUACUUCUGCCAAGCAGAGGAGCACUGAGCAGCAGGAGAUGGAACGCAUUGAAGCUCUCCAACAUGAGGUGGCUGAGCAACGACGCCGUAACGAAGCCAGCUACAAAGCGGCCCUUGCUGGCAGUCAACCUGUGAAGAAACAAGUUCUGUCCACUACAAUACCAAAAGAGUUCCGCUUCCGCUCAGAUGCACGGAUAAAACGCACCGCCACAGCCACAAAUUCCAGUUCCACCUACACAGAGAUGGAUUUUAAUUCCCAGCUCCGGAAGCACCAAACUUCACCUGUAAAGGCACCACCAAAGGCGACCGUUCCCAAGCCAUUCAAUCUAUCUCGUGGUGGCAAACGAAAGCAUGAGGAGUCUGCUGGUUAUGUGUCUAUAGCACAGCAGAUUGAACAGUACCAGAAACGCACACCAGUGCGCUAUCACUUACGAAGUCGACAAAGUCAAGAGCGAGGUCCCUCGCCAGUGAAGGCUGAGCGGCCAAAGGUUACGCACCCAAUGACCCCUCAGCUGAUGACCCGCCAGAGGAGCCGCCCCCAGGUGGUGAAGAGUACGGCUGAGAUUGAGGCUGAAGAGUUGGAAAAGAUUCAGCAGUUUAAGUUCAAAGCCCUUGAGCUCAAUCGGAAAAUACUGGAGGCUGCUGUGGUGCCCAAGAAGCCAACAGCCAAGGGAGUCACCCAACCCGAGGGGUUCCAGUUGGAGAUUGAGAAGCGGCUGCAGGAGAGGCAGGCCAGUAAAAAGCCAAAGGAAGCCGAAGACCACACCUUUCACUCCAGACCUCUGCCAGUGAAAAUCCUGGAGGAGGUGGUGGGUGUGCCAGAGAAGCGAAUGGCACCUCCAACAGUACCAGAGUCUCCAGCUUUUGCUCUGAAAAACCGUGUCCGUGUGGAGCGACAGAUUGAAGAGGUUAAACCGGUACGCAUCAAGGCUGUCCCUGUGCCACAUUCUGUACCUUUCCAGCCUAAGCUUACUGUAAAGAGUGCUGUGGAGAUGUGCCCAUUUUCUUUUGAGGAGCGGGAACGUGAAAGGAGAGCAAUGAAGGAGAAAAAACUGGAAGAGCUUCGUAAGGAGGAGUUGCACGAGUUCAAGGCCACGCCACUUCCAGACUUCACGGAGAUCAGCCUUCCGGAGAAGAAGGUGGCAGAGCCCACCAAACCCGAGCCCUUCAGGCUUCAGAUCGAUGAGCGGGGAGCAACCAAGAGUGACCGUUGGGAGAGAAUGAUGAAGGAAGAGCUGAAACAACAGGCUGAGGCUGCCAGCUUUAAGGCUCGACCCAACACAGUCACACACAAAGAGCCAUUUGUCCCCAAGAAGGAGAAUAGAAGUAUCUUGGACAAUACCACUAAUUCUGUAGCCACUGAGGGAUUUCAAUUGAGCACCGAGCGGCGGGCCAAGGAGCGGGAGGACUUUGAACGGGAGAAGAGUGAGAGGGAGGCGCUCCGAGCCCUCCAGGAGCAGGACCGGCUCCGGGAGCAGGAAGACCAGGAGCGCGAGCAGGUUGCCCGUCUGCGCCAUGAUUUGGUUCACAAGGCACAACCAGUCAGGCACUACAAGCAAUUGGAGGUGAAGAAAAGUGAGCUUCCACUGACUGUUCCACAAUCUCCAAAUUUCUCAGACCGAUUCCGCAUGUAAAUUUACUACGACCAUCUUAACUAUUGCGUGUGUGCUUCUUUUUAUAAAUUGUAUAUAUUUUGACUACUGUUUUUAGACCUAAGCUUCGGCAGCCAUUGUCUUUUUCAUAUUGCUUAACUUUUCAGUUCUAUUUUUAAUUCUAUUUUACUGUCCCCCAUAUUUCCUGUCUCUUUUUUUCAAAAUAAAGGAAAUGCACACCUCUCA